Messenger RNA from Ophidiomyces ophidiicola, 1227 nucleotides. RefSeq lists its product as uncharacterized. Bases 1 to 1227 code for a protein of 408 amino acids. The record is from RefSeq and is a predicted model, not a curated record. The transcript has 4 exons. Lineage: Eukaryota; Fungi; Ascomycota; Eurotiomycetes; Onygenales; Onygenaceae. Gene Ontology annotation, biological process: proteolysis. Gene Ontology annotation, molecular function: aspartic-type endopeptidase activity.
AUGGCUCGUAUCAACUUGUUUAUUGUCGCGCUUGCGGCUCUUGCCAUCGUUAUUCGAGCAGUGCCUGUUGGAGUGCCUGCUCUUCAUUUUACUCUCCGCCAGGUUCCAAACCCUGAGCAUAUCGCUCGUUCUCCCGAAGAGAUCUAUGCUCGUGCCCUAGCAAAGUACGGCUAUGACAGUCCUGCCAUCUUGAUACGCGAAUCUGCUCCGCUUAAUGGCUCUGUCAUUACAAACCCGGAGAAAGAUGAUGAGUCGUACCUUAGCCCUGUCAUUGUUGGUGGCCAAACAAUGCUCGUUAAUAUUGACACUGGCUCAUCCGAUUUUUGGGUGUUCUCUUCUCUUCUUAGGCCAAACCAGAAGGAAGGGCACAUCAUUUACACUCCUGGGCCUGAAGCCAGAGAACUGGUUAAUCAUACCUGGGAUAUUGGCUAUGGAGACGGUUCCUUUGCAUUUGGAAAAGUAUUUCUAGACAAAGUCGAACUUGGUGGUAUCUCCGUUCCAGAUCAAGCUGUUGAGGCUGCUACUCGUGUCAGCCCAACCUUUGUCGAGGAUAGAAACAACAGCGGCAUUAUGGGCCUUGGAUUCGGUAAUCUUAAUAUGGUUCGUCCUCGGAAGCAAAAGACUUUCUUUGAAAACGCAAUGGCGCAUCUCUCUAUGCCCGUUCUUGCAGCAUCUUUAAAACAUGGUGCUCCAGGUACUUACGAUUUCGGCUUUAUUGAUAGAAAGAAGUAUGCCGGUGAGCUUGCUUACCUUCCUGUCGACAAUACCGAGGGAUACUGGAAUGUUACCGUAGCUGGGUAUCAAAUUGGACGUAAUGGCAACAAGAUGAAUAUAACUUUUUCUGCCCUUGCCGAUACCGGAACUACUCUCGCUCUUCUUCCGGAACCUAUCGUAAAUGCAUAUUACUCACAGGUUACUGGCGCGGAGCAUGUUUACAAACGCGUUUGGUAUUUUCCUUGCAACGUCACCGUCCCAGACUUUGGUUUGGUUAUCAAUGACAAUUACACUGCCUUCAUUCCUGGGGAGUUCGUCAAAUACGCCACUCCAUCAGUGGUGAAAGAAAGCUGCUACGGAGGGAUCCAGGCAUCCAGAAACGGCGCCAUCCUUGGUGGCAUGUUUCUAAAGAGUCAGUAUGCUGUCUUUGAUUAUGGACAGGUAAGACUAGGACUUGCUCCACAGGCUGAGGGGAACAAGACCUGCAGCAAGUGCUUGGUCAAGACUGCAUAA